Pseudophryne corroboree (corroboree frog) is the source of this 2915-nucleotide messenger RNA. It is a transcript of the gene MAP4K1, whose product is annotated as mitogen-activated protein kinase kinase kinase kinase 1. The coding region runs from base 171 to 2669 and encodes 832 amino acids. Gene Ontology annotation, cellular component: cytoplasm. The transcript has 31 exons. The record is from RefSeq and is a predicted model, not a curated record. Lineage: Eukaryota; Metazoa; Chordata; Amphibia; Anura; Myobatrachidae. Gene Ontology annotation, biological process: intracellular signal transduction; protein phosphorylation. Gene Ontology annotation, molecular function: ATP binding; MAP kinase kinase kinase kinase activity.
CAUGUACUGGUGUGUACCAGUAACCGGAAUCUUUGUGCCUUGGGAGCAGAGAGUAACGCAAGACUGAGCUUCCAGGAAACUGUACAGGGCUUUUUAUCCACCAAUCAGAGUGCAGAGCUUGCAGUCUCUCACUGACUGCCUGUGAAACUUGCAUAUGUGCAGUGUGCACGAUGGAUGUUCAGGGUCGGCUGGAUAUCUCCAAUCGAGACCCCCAGGAUGUGUAUGAGCUGAUACACCGACUGGGCAGCGGGAGCUAUGGGGAAGUGUUUAAGGCCAGGAACAGGGUGACUGGGGAUUUGGCAGCAGUGAAAAUUGUCAAAGAGGAGACUGAUGAAGACUUCUCUAUAAUCCAGAAAGAGGUCCUUAUACUGAAGAGCUGUGCUCACAAAAACAUAGUGGCGUAUUAUGGAAGCUACCUGCGGGCCAACAAGCUGUGGAUCUGCAUGGAGUUCUGUGGAGGGGGGUCUCUGCAAGACAUUUACCAAGCCACAGGAGCACUGUCCGAGCUACAGGUGGCGUAUGUAUGUAGGGAAACUCUUCAUGGUCUGUCAUACCUUCAUAACCAGGGGAAGAUGCAUAGGGACAUUAAGGGAGCCAACAUUCUUCUCAAAGACAAUGGAGACGUUAAAGUAGCUGACUUUGGAAUCUCUGCACAAUUCACUGCAACUUUUGCCAGGAGGAAUUCCUUCAUUGGGACCCCGUAUUGGAUGGCUCCAGAAGUGGCUGCGGUGGAGCUCAAGGGGGGAUACACAGAACUGUGUGAUAUCUGGUCUCUGGGAAUCACGGCUAUUGAACUAACUGAGCUACAGCCACCUAUGUUUCACUUGCACCCCUUGAGGGUUCUCUUUCUGAUGUCUAAAAGUGGUUACCAGCCCCCCAAACUGAAGGACAAGGCAAAGUGGUCUGCUGCAUUCCACAACUUUAUCAAGGUGGCAUUAACCAAAAACCCAAAGAAGAGACCAAGUGCCUCCAAACUGCUGAUGCACCAGUUUGUUUCCCAGGCUGGACUUGGUCCUUCCCUCACUCAAGAACUACUGGAAAAACUGAGAAAUCCUGACAAGCACAAUGAAAGCCCAAACACAGAAGAAGAUGAUGAUAUGGAGCUCCAGUCAACGUUCUCCCGCAUCUUUUCAAAAAAGCGUCACCCCAAAGCCAGCCGCUACACAACGGACAUCCAGUUGAAUCCGAUCAAUUUAAAUCGCCCGCGCAAGACGAAAAUGGAAGAACCCAUUGUAACAAAGGCUGACCAAGAAUUAAGUCCAUUGCGGACCCCCUACAGCCCAGCGCCUCACAUCAGCUUCUGUUCUGAUGAAGAUGACGAUGACUACGAUGAUGUUGAUAUACCUGGAAGCUUAGACCUCAAUAGUGACACAUCGGCUGAUGAAUCUCCCCCUCCAUUACCCCCUAAGCCCAGGUUCCGCACCUCUUCUGAUGAUAUAAAAAGGCAGCAGGACAAGUUGCAUGCUCCCUCCACCCUGGUGCGGUGCUAUAGUGGGCCGAGUGUCCAUAGCAAUCCAGCACCCGCCUCCCUAGUCAGUGUGAAGAGCCAGCUGUCUGCUGCUAACUCAGAGCCAUCUCUUUUAUCAAGUAAUAUCUCAUGGCAGCCACCCCCUUCCCUGCCCCCAAAGAAAGGAAGAACACAAGCAAAACAGGUAGAUUUCCAGCUGAAGAAGAUCUUUAAUGGGUGUCCUUUGAAAAUCCAUUCUGCCACAACUUGGAGACAUCCCACAACAAAUGAUAUGUAUGUUAUCCUGGGAGCGGAGCAGGGGAUCUUCACGUUGAAUCGUUCAGAGUCCCAGGCAUCUCUGGAUUUGCUAUUUCCUGGCCGGACAACAUGGGUCUAUUCUAUCAACGAUGUGCUAAUGUCCGUAACUGGCAAGGUCUCCCAGCUGUACUCUCACAGUCUCUUGGUGCUACAUGAGCAGAUUCGGAGAGAAUCCCGUUUGGGUCACAUCACUACACACAUACUCCUGCCCAGGAAAAAAUCCACAUCCACCAAAGUGCCGGACACUAAGGGCUGUAGGAGCUGUUGUGUGGUCUACAAUGACACAUGUGACAGCUGGUUCCUAUGCUUAGCCCUGGAGAGCUCCAUACAUUUGCUAGAAUGGUAUCAGCCUCUUGAAAAGUUCAUGUUGCUCAAGCACAUUGACUUUCCCCUGCCCUGUCCUCUGAGGGUAUUUGAGAUGCUGUUGGUGCCAAGAGAGAAGUAUCCAUUAGUGUGUAUUGGGGUCAGCAACGGAUCCUCCUGCCACAGCAACAUCCAGUUCCAGACCAUCAAUCUCAACUCCGUGACCUCCUGGUUUACAGACUAUAAAGAUGAUGGCUCUUGGUCUGGUCCAGUGCAAGUGACACAGAUUGGCUGUGACCAAGUCUUGGUACUCAUAAACAAUACACUAAAUUUGAUGGACCACCAUGGAGAACCACUGCAAACAUCUAACUUUCCUAAAACUCAUUUUCCUUUUCCAGUGGCCUCUGUAGCUCUAUCUGGAGAAUACAUCCUUGUUUUAAGGAAUGAAGGUUUCCAGGUAUUGAAAUUACAGUCAGCAGAGGUGCUUGUGGAUUGCACAGAUCGCAGUUUACGGUUGUUGUCCUCAGACAGGAGGAGGAUCAUUGUAGAAGCUCCGCAGACUGAUAACAGCAAUACAAACUUGUACAUCCAUGAAGGAUAACCACACAUGCUUCGUGUGUCUGGACAGUGAGUAUAAGAAUGGGGUGCUGUGCGGCUUUCAGGCCCACACAAGUUACAAGCAGUGACCCAGGAUCCUCUGCAAUAAAAGCCCACCGGAAAAGACAUUACUUGUGACACACUGAGACUUCAUUACUGUAUAAGCUCCAUGCUGUGGCACUGCUGUGGGCAGCACUAUGGGAGAUACUGUUUGGAUGCCUGUGUAGUAAAACUGGUUCAUGUACCUUUA